Molecule: messenger RNA, 3286 nt
Organism: Rhodamnia argentea
Lineage: Eukaryota; Viridiplantae; Streptophyta; Magnoliopsida; Myrtales; Myrtaceae
Exons: 3
Coding region: 60-3035 (991 amino acids)
Biological process (GO): mitotic G2 DNA damage checkpoint signaling; regulation of DNA-templated DNA replication initiation; DNA replication
Cellular component (GO): nucleus
Molecular function (GO): chromatin binding
Source: RefSeq, a predicted model, not a curated record
AACACUGUCUCUCCUCUCUCACUUUGCUUCCAUUCGCACGCCCAAGCACACUUAGUUCAAUGGCGACCGAUCCCAUCACCGACUUCUCUCGAACCAGACGCAUCGUCUUCCUCAUCGACCUCGACCCGCUCCUAGGCCUCCAAGCCCCACCGUCUCCCUAUCUCUCCUCUCUCCUCUCCUCCGCAAGGACCCUCCUCUCCCUUCCUCUUCUCUCCUCCUCCCUCUCCUCCUUCAAAUUCUUCUUCUCCUCUCUCUCCCCGAUCCUAUCCUCCUCCAAGAUCCCCGAUUCCCCUCUCCAGCUAUCUUUCAACGGCCCCGCGGCCACUCUCCGGUCUCUAACCGACUCCCUCGGUUCCCUCUCGAGCAGUGUCGCGGGUUCAGCAUCGAGCCCCGGGCUGCGGGCGGCGAAUGUCUUGGCCUCGAUGCGCCAGCUCUUGCACGACUACGCCUGGGACCUCGUGGUCGACGAGGAAGGUUUGGGCUCAGCUUCGUGCGGUAAUUAUGCUGUUAGAUCUAAUUUGGUCGUUAUGUUCUCACCCGUGUGUAGAGAUAGGAAAUCGGGUUGUGAAUUCUUGGGAGUGGAGAUGGAAGGCGAGGCGAGGAGCAAUGUGGAUUGGCUGUGCGAUAAAUUUCACGGGUUUUUUAAGAACGUCAAUGAUGCAUUUGUUUGUAAAGAUAUUCAUUUUAGCUGGGUUCAUGUGAACUGUGAACUUGAACGUGAAACGAAAGAGGUUGGGGACGAAGAAUCAGAGUGGUUUGCGGCUUUCAAGGAUGCGAUUAGGCAAACAGGAUGGGGAUUUUGUUCGACUAAAUCAAUUGUGUUGGGUUCUGCUCUUGUGCCCUUUGGAUUGAUAUAUCCCAGAAUUGCCAUUUUGUCAAGAUAUUUUGACAUUCAAAAUCACGUUAAAGGGACUCGUGCCACUUUGGGCCUUGAGAUUUUAGAUGUGAAUGGAAAGCCAUUGGAAUGCAAAUGCUGUGAGCUAGAAUUGAUUAAGUGGAAGCCGGUGCAUAGAUAUGAAGGUAAAGAAAUUUUGUUAUGUCCAGCAUCUAGAAGUUUGAGAGCUGGGCUUCAUGAAGGAAAGUGCACAUCUAUGGAACAGUUCAUUGAUGGAGUCACAAUGAUAAAUGUCAAGACAGUUCAAAAGCAGGAUAAGUUUGCUAAGUUCGAUGGGCAAUUUUCUGAACCAAUUCUUGUAUGUGAACACUCGAGGAAACACAGGAUGAAUCAGACUUCUGGUAGCAGCGGUGACUUUUUGGGAGAUAAGGUGCUUAAAAUACUGGCAAAAGAGUCAGGCGAGCAAGUGAGAAGAACCCCUCCUAUAUGGCAAAUUUUAUUGAGUUUUAUAUACAGGGAAGGUUUUUGGGCUUUGGUAUCACUUAAAAAUGGGAAUGGAGAUUCGGGUAUUGGUAUUCUUAAACCGUUCACCAUAUCUUCUGCUCUAUUGUUUCUUCCAAAGAUUGCUUCUUCACCGAACAUGGAAGCAGUGAAUCCAUCGCAGUUUGCUGGUAAGCAGGAUAGCAAGAUGCUUAGGUCCAGUCAAGAUAUGCAAGACACAAAUGGGUCCAAUGACUUACAGGGUGGAUCUUUGUCCACUAAGAAUCACAUCAAACUAGGCGAUAGUAAAAGGAAAAAGAACAGAGAGAGCUUGCAUUUCCUGCAGAAUCUUACUUGGCCUGCCUUCUACCAAAGUGCAUUUGAAGGUUUAGAAAUGAAAUUAGAGGACUUAUACUUUUCCAGGGAAAUUGAUCAGUCCAAAAAGUUAAAAUUUUUGAAAUGCUGGAUGAAACAGGUUCAAAGAGCUAUCCAGCCUGGCCUUGUCUCAGAUGGAUCUGAGCCUCAAGUUCACAUGCCAGUAGAAAUGAAGAACAGACAAGCAGAAACUCCAGAAGUGAAUGAACAGCCAAUCUCUGCGUGUGCCUCCUGCGGAGAGGAUUCUUUGACUGCAGUUUCUAGGGUGCAAGACGAAGUUGCAUGUGGAAAUGAUAUGGGAAGUGCAGAAGAUUUCCUCAGUAGCGUGCCCAGUAAGAUCCGCCAAGGAAUUGACUCUGAGGGGGUAGACUUGGGGGCUUUGGCAGAACGGCUUGUGAAGUCCUGCACUUUCUAUUUAUACCAGAAUUUUGAAUCCGAAAUUGCUGCAGAGAAUCAGUGCAGCAGGGUUGCUGCUGAGUUGAUGAAACUUGUACUUUUGGAUCCGAAGGACUUCACCGAAAAGAACAAAAUCAGGGAUCAAUCCUGUCCAAAGUCAGACUCAACUGCUUCAGUGUGUGUAAUUAGAGAAUACGAAUUGCAGAUAUUUUUCCGAAUGGAAAUACUGCGCUUGCAACUAGCAACCACAUUGAAGGAGUCGGUGAAGCUAAAGUUUGUAAAGCAAAUAUGCCUGUUUUUGGAGUGCAUCCAAUGCCAAAUGGAGGGUGGCUUUUUUGGUGAUUGGAGCCUUCAUAAUUAUGUGGGAAAGAUUAUCAAGAGCAGAUAUUUUACUGAUCUAGAGGAGGUGGUCCAGCGCAUCUAUUCCAAAAUGGAUUUGCUAUUAUUCCAUGAUGUGGAAGCUGAGUUGCCCAAUUUGCAACUCAAUAGUCAAGACAGCAGUAAAUCCUGGAGGGGUAACACAGAUGAAGAUAAAUUGGACAAAAACGUUCAUUCUGAUAGAUCGGUUUCAGGUGAAAAUGAAUUAGAUGAACAAUGGCAAGGCGACGAUGCCAGAGCGAAUCGUGAGGAGCAUCUCCGCAGAUUAAAUGAAGCUCAGGAAAGAAGAGAGAGAGCUCGGAGAUUCGCAUCAUUCACAAGUUGGGCACCGGAUCUGCAAAGGGUCUGGGCUCCAAAGCAUCUCACGGGCAUGAAGAAUCAGUCCGAUCCUAGGAAAAAGCUACUGAAGAAGAAAGAUCGAACCAGGACGACCUGUGACAUGGUUUCCGAGACUCCGAUGACCGACAAUAAACGCUACUGCCUGCGAGCCAACAGUGGCAAGAAUAAGCAGGAUCCUUCAUUACCUUUGUGCGGUUCCGUUUCGAAGGCUCUAUUUUCAGACGACAAAUGACACAAGCCAUUGCGAAAAUUCCUUGGCUGGCCUGACUAGCAACAGCUUCCUUUAAUUCUUCAUUCAUAGUCAACAUGGAGCACAUGCAGCUGUGACCCUGAAAACUUGUACAUCUGUGACCGAUCUUUUCACCAUCUUCUGUACAAUGAUUUGUUUCGAUAGCUGAUUCAAAGUAAUUAUAUUGCUGAGCUUUGGUACAACGAUCUUGUAGUUCUACUGGAGCAUGACUGCUGAACUUGUACAUUGUGAUU